UUGGAAAUUCAAUAACAAUUUUCAGGAGGAAUUCCCACAGAAAUAGGGAAUCUUUCAUGACUAGAGAUGUUAAGCACUGAAGGCGCCUCACUAACCGGAGAUAUUCCAUCUUCUAUCUUCGACAUAUCUUCUUUGACAGUCUUGCGCUUUGCAAACAAUAGUUUGUCUAGUUGGGACCCGAGUAAUAUGUGCAACAAUAUGCCCAACAUCAAAACACUUUCACUCUCUCGAAACCGACUUCAACAUCAUAUUCCACCGAAUAUACAAAAAUGCGAACAUCUCCAGUUGCUAGACUUAUCCAGCAACAAUCUUAGCGGCACUAUCCCACGUGAAAUCGGAAAUAUGAGCAUGCUUAGAGAGUUGAAUUUAAGGAGCAACCAUUUCACAGGUGAAUUGCCACAAGAGAUUGGUACUCUACCGAUCCUCCAGUAUCUCGAUGUGUUCAACAAUUCCUUAUCUGGAUCGAUCCCAUCUUCCAUAUUCAACAUAUCAACGUUGAAGACGUUACAACUUUCAGGCAAUGAGUUUUCAGGUAGUCUUCCUUCAGACAUGGGUGAUUCGCUUGUCAAUCUCGAGCGCCUUUAUCUGAGUAGGAACAAACUGAUUGGCCCAAUUCCAACCUCCAUCACCAAUGCCUCUAAACUUACCCUAUUGGGAAUAAAUAGCAACUCUUUCAGUGGCUCCAUACCCGACUUUGGUAAUUUGAGACUCCUACAAAGACUUUACAUUUGGGGAAAUAGUUUGAGUGGAGCUCAAGCCCCAUCUCAAGAGUUAAGAUUUCUCUCUUCGUUAACUAAUUGUCGAUAUUUGAUGGAUUUGGUGAUGUCGGAUAAUCCACUGAACGGUAUCCUACCCACUUCAAUUGGGAAUCUAUCCUCCUCUCUUGAGUAUAUUGGCGCGUCAAACAACAACAUCAAGGGUGCCAUUCCUUCUGAAAUAGGAAAGUUAAGCAGUUUGCUAACUAUAAAUUUGGGUAGGAAUCAAUUGAGUGGAGCCAUUCCACCAAAAAUUGGGAAAAUGGCGAAACUUCAAGAAUUAGGUCUUAGUGGUAAUCAAUUGGAGGGAUAUAUCCCUAAUGAUCUUUGUGGAAUGAAUAAUUUAGGGGUGUUGAGGCUUGGUGGUAACAUGCUUGUAGGUCCAAUACCUAAAUGUUUGGGUGAAAUUAAAUCCUUGAGAGAGAUCUACUUAGGUUCCAACCAACUGAACUCAACCAUCCCUCCCAACUUUUGGACUCACAGAGACUUUCUUGUUUUGAACCUGUCCAAAAAUAAUUUCAUGGGUCAACUAUCAUAUGAAAUUGGCAAUUUAAAGACAAUCUACUCUCUAGACUUGUCAUUUAAUCAAUUUUUAGGUGGCAUUCCAAGCACAAUUUCUGGUUGCGAGUCGUUACAAUAUCUAAACUUGUCGAAUAAUCUGCUUAGAGGAGCUAUUCCAAACACCUUAGGAAAUGUGAAAGGUUUGAUAGCAUUGGAUUUAUCAUUCAAUAAUCUUUCCGGGUUGAUACCAGACUCCUUAGAAGGCCUCCCCUUUCUUGAGCACUUUAGCGUCUCGAACAACAAAUUGGAAGGGGAAAUUCCAGAUGGCGGCCGGUUUGGGAACUUCACUGCUCAAUCUUUUGCAAACAACUUUGGCCUUUGCGGUGGUCCAGUAUGGUUUCAAAUCCAAUCAUGCUUAAAAGAUGAAGGUGGAGUAUCGAUUAAGUACAUGAUCAUUAUUCCCUCAUUGAGUUUAGUAGUCAUUGUGGCGAUUGCCAUGCUCGUGUUGAUAACGAGACGAAAACAGAAGAAUGAGAGAAGAAUAAGAAAUAGUAGAAGAAUUUCUUACAUAGAAUUGGAACCAGACAUAACAUCAUUUAGUGAGACUAACCUGCUUGGACGUGGAAGUUAUGGUUCAGUAUACAAAGCGACACUUUCUGAUGGAUUAGAAGUUGCGGUCAAAGUGUUCGACUUGCAAAUACAAGGAGCAGCUAAGAGCUUUGCCACCGAAACGGAAAUACUAUGCAACAUUCGUCACAGAAACUUAGUUCGUGUUAUUGGAUGUUGUAGUAGCAAAGAGUUUAAAGCUCUGGUUCUGACUUACAUGCCGAAUGGGAGCUUGGAUAAAUGGUUGCAUUCCGAUAUGUACGGGUUGGAUCUUAUAAAGAGACUUGAAUUAGCAAUAGAUGUUGCAGCGGCCUUGGAAUAUCUUCACCACGGUUACACAUUCCCAAUUGUUCACUCUGAUGUAAAGCCGAGCAAUGUGUUGCUUGAUCAAUACAUGGUUGCUCAUCUUGCUGAUUUUGGUAUUUCUAAGCUUUUUGAUGGAGGGGAAGCUGUCGUCCAAACACGAACAAUGGCGACCAUCGGUUAUGCAGCACCAGAGUUGGGAACGGAAGGCAAAGUGUCGACAAGUGGAGAUGUGUAUAGCUUCGGGAUUAUGCAAUUGGAGAUGCUCACAGGGAAGAAGCCAACAGAUGAUAUGUUCGGUGGGGAAAUGAGCUUAAAAGAAUGGGUGAAUGAAGCAUUACAUGAAAAUGCAGUAAUGCGAAUUGUGGCACCGGCUUUGUUAUCAAGGGAAGAUAAACAUUUGUACCAAAAGGAGCAGUGUGUGUCAUCGAUAUUUUACUUGGCGAUGAAAUGCUUAGCAUUUUCACCUUAUGAAAGAAUUAACAUGAUUGAAGUAGGAACUACUCUGCACAAGAUUUAUGCAACAAUAGUAGCAAGUAUAGAACAAAUUAAUGGAGUUUGAUGCUUGUAAUGCAACAUUUGUAU
Molecule: messenger RNA, 2750 nt
Organism: Salvia splendens (bonfire salvia)
Lineage: Eukaryota; Viridiplantae; Streptophyta; Magnoliopsida; Lamiales; Lamiaceae
Product: probable LRR receptor-like serine/threonine-protein kinase At3g47570
Exons: 4
Coding region: 67-2727 (886 amino acids)
Biological process (GO): protein phosphorylation
Molecular function (GO): ATP binding; protein kinase activity; protein binding
Source: RefSeq, a predicted model, not a curated record